AUGCACUGCGAGGAGUACAAGAAGAAGACAGCCCAGGAACGGAAUCAGAUAGUCGAGCAAAGAAAGUUGUGCCUUAAUUUUCUCGAGAGGCAUCAAGUAGGCGAGUGCGCCUCCAAAAGGACGUGUUCGGUGUGUGAGGCUCGUCACCACUCUUCGCUGCACGAGGCUUACUGCGAUAACGCCGUCGCGAAGUCGUCACACGUCGCGCAGGGGCCUUUCGAUCAGCCUACCACCGUGCUCCUCGCGACCGCUCGCGUUUGCGUGGCCGACCGUCACGGCAUCUUACACCCGGCGCGCGCGCUCAUCGACCAGAGCUCGGAGUCAUCAAUCAUCUCCGAGCGCCUCGCGCAAAGGUUAAAGCUGCCGCGUUCACAAGUUUCGGUAACAGUUUUCGGAGUUGGGGGACAGAAAUCCGGCAAAGCCAAGGGUCGCGUCGCGCUUUCGCUGUCACCGCGACUCGGAGGAGCGGCGAUGUCCGUCAGCGCUCUCGUCCUCCCGCGGCUCACCGUCUACGCCGGCGGGCUACCCUCCGGAACGAGGACCUGGACACAUGUGGAGGGCCUGGAGCUGGCCGACCCCGAAUACAGUGCCGCUGAUCCAGUCGACAUCCUCCUCGGAGCCGACGUCCACGCCGCCAUUCUUCGCCAAGGUCUACGAAGAGGAGAGCGCCGCGAACCGCUGGCGCAGAACACGACUCUAGGAUGGAUUCUGUCGGAUGCGAUCGGCGGAACCACCUCCUCCCUACUGGCGCAUACACACCAGUGCCGGUUUGAGGACGAGCUCGCGAGCGCGGUGCGUCGCUUCUGGGAACAAGAGGACAUGCCGAUGACCGCCACCGCCAUCUCCAAGGACGAGCAAGAGUGCGAGGAGCACUUCGUACGCACGCAUUCCCGAGGGCCUGACGGGCGCUACACGGUGCGCCUCCCGGUGAUCGAGCCUCUACCGGACCUCACCGGCACACGUCGCUCGGCACUGCGGUUGCUGAGGCAUAUGGAGGUCAAGUUCGACCGAGAGGCUUCGUUCCGAGAACUAUACAUUGAGUUCAUGAACCAGUACGCGAGCUUGCGGCACAACGCUCUUCUCCGGGACGCUUACAUGGGAUGA
Molecule: messenger RNA, 1104 nt
Organism: Formica exsecta
Lineage: Eukaryota; Metazoa; Arthropoda; Insecta; Hymenoptera; Formicidae
Exons: 1
Coding region: 1-1104 (367 amino acids)
Biological process (GO): proteolysis
Molecular function (GO): aspartic-type endopeptidase activity
Source: RefSeq, a predicted model, not a curated record